This is a messenger RNA of Manis javanica (Malayan pangolin), 10055 nucleotides long. RefSeq names its product RAS protein activator like 2 (gene RASAL2). The record is from RefSeq and is a predicted model, not a curated record. Lineage: Eukaryota; Metazoa; Chordata; Mammalia; Pholidota; Manidae. Gene Ontology annotation, biological process: regulation of GTPase activity.
CAGACAUGUAGCCUACUGCAGGAAGAAAGGUGAUCUUCUGGAAAUAUUUUUACUGUCCUCUGAAGAUGAUUUGCUUCACACAGGAGAUUUUUGGGUGCUGCUGAAAUUCGGAGAUCUGGCAAAAUGGGGUAAUAACAUGACACCAGCUCUUAAGCAGCAACAUCUGCUGUGGUUCAAAGCCACACAAAGAAAGCUGCUUAAGCAGUUGAAUGUCUUGGACUGCACGGACAAGUGUGGUUCAACUGCAAGGUCUGCAAAGUAGAGGAAACUUAAAGUUGAGAGAAGUUGUUUAAAAAACAGAGUCGUGGAAGAUGAGCAUCUUUAAGAGACAAACAUCACCUUGCCCUCCAAACUAUCGAAGAUCUUUGUCAGAACCUGCUUAUGCAAAUGCAGAGAUAGGAACGAGCCUGAAGAGCUAUCCGUGGUGUGCUCCAGUGAGAAGCAAGAGAAAGGAAGGUGAACAUGCUGUUCCCAAUCUUGGAAAGCCACUGGGUGCCUAUCGGUGGCAGACGCGUCCCAGCUUCAGGUGGAAAGGUGGCAAAAACGAGAGAUUGCAAAACAAUAAAGGACACUUGGAUGAGCCACAACAAAGAGUCCUGCCAAAGAUGGCUGGUAAUAAUGAUUCUUCCUCUGCUAACAAGGUCCUUGGAACGUCAGCAGAGAAGAUGAACCUGGUCAACACCCAGUCCCUUCGGGUUCCAUUCGCCAGAUCUCUUUCAGAGCCAGAACCCCACUGCAGUAUCAGUUUUGUGAGGUCAGUGGAGUCUGAGCAGCAAGGAUAUUUCAUCCGUGGCAUUUUCUCUACUCUUUCCAAUGGCUUCUCCCGGAUGCUGAGUCUAAAAGGAGAAUCAACCAAUGAGCCAGUAAAAGAAGAUGUGAAAGGACCACCUACCCAUCGUCUGUCUUGUGGCCAGUCACCCUACAGUGAUACAACAACAUGGGAGCGGAAGUACUGCAUCCUCACAGACAGCCAGUUGGUGUUGCUCAACAAGGAGAAGGAGAUUCCUGUGGAGGGAGGACAGGAACAGCAGACAGAUUCUACCAAAGGGCGAUGCCUGAGGAGAACGGUCAGCGUCCCUUCCGAGGGUCAGUUUCCUGAGUACCCACCAGAGGGCGCCACUAAACUGGAGGUGCCGGCAGAAAGGUCCCCCCGCAGACGGAGUAUCUCAGGGACCAGUACAUCAGAGAAACCCAACUCCAUGGAUACUGCAAAUACCUCACCCUUCAAAGUACCAGGGUUCUUCAGCAAGCGCCUGAAAGGCUCCAUCAAGAGGACCAAAAGCCAAUCAAAGCUUGACAGAAAUACGAGCUUUCGGCUUCCAUCCCUUCGAAAUACAGAUGACAGGUCUCGUGGGCUGCCUAAACUAAAGGAGUCACGUUCCCAUGAGUCCUUGCUGAGCCCGUGCAGUGCGGUGGAAUGUCUGGACCUUGGUAGAGGGGAGCCCGUGUCUGUGAAACCGCUCCAUAGUAGCAUCCUUGGACAGGACUUCUGUUUUGAGGUUACCUACUUAAGUGGAAGUAAGUGCUUCAGCUGUAACUCUGCUUCAGAGAGAGAUAAGUGGAUGGAAAACCUUCGAAGGACAGUUCAACCAAAUAAGGACAAUUGCAGACGAGCUGAAAAUGUUCUCCGUUUAUGGAUCAUUGAAGCCAAGGACCUUGCCCCUAAAAAGAAAUAUUUCUGUGAACUGUGCCUUGAUGAUACCCUCUUUGCUCGUACAACCAGCAAGACCAAAGCAGAUAAUAUUUUCUGGGGUGAACAUUUUGAAUUCUACAGCCUUCCGCCUCUUCAUAGCAUCACAGUUCACAUUUAUAAAGAUGUGGAAAAAAAGAAAAAAAAAGACAAGAAUAAUUAUGUAGGGCUAGUCAACAUCCCCACUGCCAGUGUGACUAGCCGCCAAUUUGUAGAAAAGUGGUAUCCUGUGAGUACACCUACACCCAACAAAGGAAAGACAGGAGGGCCUUCUAUUCGGAUUAAAUCACGCUUCCAGACUAUUACCAUUCUACCUAUGGAACAAUACAAAGAAUUUGCGGAAUUUGUCACCAGCAACUACACCAUACUGUGUUCUGUCCUUGAACCAGUAAUUAGUGUGAGAAAUAAAGAGGAGUUGGCUUGUGCCUUAGUGCACAUUCUUCAAAGUACUGGCAGAGCCAAGGAUUUUCUGACUGACUUGGUGAUGUCUGAGGUGGAUCGUUGUGGAGAGCAUGACGUCUUAAUAUUCAGAGAGAACACCAUCGCUACCAAGUCCAUUGAGGAGUACCUCAAGUUGGUAGGACAGCAGUACCUCCAUGAUGCACUGGGGGAGUUCAUCAAAGCUUUGUAUGAGUCAGAUGAAAACUGUGAAGUGGAUCCCAGCAAAUGUUCAUCUGGCGAGCUGAUAGACCAUCAGAGCAACCUGAAAAUGUGCUGUGAGCUGGCUUUCUGCAAGAUCAUCAACUCCUACUGUGUUUUCCCUCGGGAACUGAAAGAAGUAUUUGCAUCUUGGAAGCAGCAGUGCUUGAACCGCGGCAAGCAAGACAUCAGCGAGCGACUCAUCAGUGCCUCGCUGUUUCUCCGUUUUCUGUGCCCAGCCAUUAUGUCUCCCAGUCUUUUCAACCUUAUGCAGGAGUAUCCUGAUGACCGCACAUCUCGGACUCUGACUCUAAUUGCCAAGGUCAUUCAAAACCUGGCAAACUUUGCCAAAUUUGGUAACAAAGAAGAAUACAUGGCAUUCAUGAAUGAUUUUUUAGAACAUGAAUGGGGUGGAAUGAAGCGGUUUCUUUUGGAGAUCUCUAAUCCAGACACCAUCUCAAAUACCCCAGGCUUUGAUGGUUACAUUGACCUGGGCCGAGAGCUUUCAGUUUUGCAUUCCUUACUAUGGGAAGUAGUGUCCCAACUUGAUAAGGGUGAAAAUUCCUUCCUACAGGCAACCGUGGCAAAAUUGGGACCUCUCCCUCGUAUUCUUGCCGAUAUUACCAAAUCUCUGACUAACCCUACACCAAUACAACAGCAACUGAGACGCGUCACUGAGCAUAGCUCCAGCCCAAAUGUCAGUGGAAGUCUCUCCUCUGGGCUGCAGAAAAUAUUUGAAGACCCCAUUGACAGUGACUUGCAUAAACUGAAAUCUCCAAGCCAGGAAAACACGGAUGGCUAUUUCCGAGGGAAAACAUUAUUGCUGGUUCAGCAAGCCUCUUCCCAGAGCAUGACUUAUUCUGAAAAGGAUGAAAAGGAAAGUAGCCUUCCCAAUGGCCGAAGCAUCUCCCUCAUGGACCUUCAGGACACUCGUGCUGCUCAGGGGGAGCAUGCGCCUGCUGUGCUCGAUGUGCCUAUGCGCUUGACCGGAAGCCAGCUCUCCAUGACCCAGGGGGCUGGCAUCAAACAACUGCGGGAAACCCAGAGCACUCCCCAGAGUGCACCCCAGGUGAGGAGGCCCCUGCACCCAGCUUUGAACCAGCCAGGCAGCCUCCAACCCUUGUCAUUCCAGAACCCUGUCUAUCACCUCAAUAACCCAAUGCCAGCAAUGCCAAAGGCCUCUGUGGAUUCCAGUUUGGAGAAUCUAAGCACUGCCAGUUCCAGAAGCCAAAGUAACAGUGAGGACUUCAAACUCAGCGGACCCAGCAAUAGCAGCAUGGAGGAUUUCACCAAACGUAGCACUCAAAGUGAGGACUUCUCCAGGCGGCACACUGUGCCAGACAGACACAUACCUCUUGCUCUGCCACGGCAAAACAGUACUGGGCAGGCCCAAAUCCGAAAAAUGGAACAGGCUGGGUUAGGUGCCCGAGCCAAAGCAGCGCCAUCCCUGCCCCACAGUGCAUCCUUGCGAAGCACAGGGAGCAUGUCUGCGGCAUCUGCAGCCCUGGUGGCUGAACCCGUGCAGAAUGGGAGCCGGUCCCGGCAGCAGUCUUCUUCCUCCAGAGAGAGCCCUGUUCCCAAAGUGAGAGCAAUCCAGAGACAACAGACUCAACAGGUCGGGGUUCAGUCUCCUGUGGACUCUGCCACAAUGUCCCCAGUAGAGAGGACAGCAGCCUGGGUUCUGAACAAUGGGCAAUAUGAAGAGGACGUGGAAGAAUCUGAGCAAAAUCAAGAUGAAGCCAAGCAUGCUGAGAAGUAUGAGCAGGAAAUUACCAAACUGAAGGAGCGCCUGCGGGUGUCCAGCCGGCGGCUGGAGGAGUAUGAGCGCCGGCUGCUGGUACAGGAGCAGCAGAUGCAGAAGCUGCUGCUGGAGUACAAGGCCCGGCUGGAGGACAGCGAGGAGCGGCUCCGCAGGCAGCAGGAGGAGAAGGACAGCCAGAUGAAGAGCAUCAUCAGCAGGCUAAUGGCUGUGGAAGAGGAAUUGAAGAAGGAUCAUGCUGAGAUGCAAGCAGUUAUUGAUGCAAAGCAAAAAAUAAUUGAUGCACAGGUCAUAAAUGGAGAUGAGAUUGUACCAACAGGAAAAACGGAUCGUGUCCCUGGAUUCAGCCAACACCAGACUCAUGAGCGCACUGACACAGGUGAAGGAGCGGUACAGCAUGCAGGCCCGCAACGGCAUCUCCCCCACCAACCCCACCAAGCUUUCCAUCACGGAGAAUGGUGAAUUCAGAAACAGCAGCUGCUGAUGGCUUUGCAACUGAACGGACUGGGGAGGGGAUGAAAGGAAAUAUCCCCACUCUCCUGUCCCCACCUUCUACUCAGCCCCACCAGGUUUACAGAAUGUUGCUAUUCCGAACGCCAGAGUGGUGGGAAAUUUUUGAAUAAAGAAAGGAACCUUGUCUUCAGGGCAUAAGGCUAAGACUUCCCAGGUCAAUGCUUUCCCCCAUGUCUCUAUGUACAUAGGGAGCUUUGUUCUGGGCCAUGUACAGUAAAUAGCACUGUAAUAUACCAAGAGGAAGUUAAUAAUGUAGAUUACCUUUUUAAUUAUUGCUAUUUUUAUUAUUGUUUCCCUCUUAGUGAAAGCACUGCACUCAUUAGAGGAGGAAUGUGGGAGCUGUGUGUGAGUGAGAAUCGAGCCUGGGGUCCAGGAGACAGAAACCAUGUGUCUGUCUAGCUGAUAGAGGCACAUGGAGUGCAAUAGGACUUUGUCAGAAUGAAUUUUGCAGGGAUUCAUCUGCCAGUUUAAAAACCCUUCUCUGACCCCCUUGUCAUUUAGGAAAACAUGCAAAUACCAAGAUCCAAACAAAAUAGUUUAUCCCAUUGGUCAAGACUGGCUCUGGAUGGACAUCUAAUCUGAUUUGGGGAUACACUGUUUCAGAGGACACAGAUAAGAGCCAUUGCAUCAAAACUGGACUUUAGGAGUGUUUUCUUUGAACUCCUGUUGAUGUUUAUUUCCUUCUGCCUAUAGCAGAUGGGAAUUUUCCAUUUUAGAUAGGGGCCUUAUUUUAAACCCCUGUUGUAAUAAAGGGUGUUCUCCUCUUUAGAGUUUACAAAACUAUAAAUAUUUGUGUCUCUUCAUACCAUGUUCAUCUUCAUAACCUGCUGCCCUUCCUGCCCUAUGGUGGGAGCAGUCAUCGCCGACAGGGUCACUCUCCCCUGGAGAGGUUAUUCAGAUAUGCUGUCCAUAAGCCAUCUGAAAUAAACACCCUUUCCUCCACACAGAAAAGGGCUAAGCAUACCAUAGCAGGCAUCCCCUAAUAUUUCCUUUGAAAAAAACACAUUUUCUAUGUAUAAGUUACAUUUUUUGUUUGGGAUAAAAUGAUUGUCCAUAAUACUAGCAAAUCUCUGGGUAAUUUUAUUUCAAUCUAACUUUUACUCCUUCCUCUAAUCCCCUCAGUGCAGUUUGGAAAGGAAAUCCAAAUCUGAAGCAUCACUCUCUUAAAAGUCAUGAUUACUUUUAUGAGAAAUAGGAAACAAGUGCAGGGACAGCAUGCCCAUCGUUAUUCCCCAUGAUCUUAGUAGCAUUGGCAAUAAUGACCCAGUUUCACCAGUUGUCAUCCUUGGCCUUACUGUUGGACAAAACAGUCAGUGGAAGGUAAUUUUACAUCCUUUUUCCAGAGGUAUGAAGUGUCAUCUUGAGUACACACUUAUCAGAAAUACGGAAGUUUCAUGUUAAACAGGCAUUAUAUAUAGAAAUACAUAUACAUAUAUAGUCACACAUAUGUACAUAUAACUGCACAAAUAGGAAAAGUUCAUGCCUUCUAUGCUGUCAGAUAUAAUGUUAAGAAGGUUGUGAAUCUCUUCAAGCAAAAUCUAAGUAGUUCUUUAUCUGGAGAAUGGAGCAGCAUUUCUCAAAUAAGUUAAUGAUGUUUAUUUUAAAUUACAAACUUUUUUAAAAAGAAAGAAAAGGGGAAGAGGACAAAAAGACCCAAGGAGGUCAGGGGGAGGGCAUAUGCAUGGAGUGAUAGUUUCUAAAUAACAAAAUAUUAUAAGGGAAUAAAAGAACAUUCUUCGUGUCCUCUUGGGUGAAAUCCAGACAGUGACACCAAGCCUGUCUUUUCACUGAGUAGAAGGCUUGGUCCUAACGUCUUGAGCACUGCCCUCUCUGGUGGAUCUUUGUGUUGGACCCUGCAUUUUAGCAACCCCACCGUGACCUUCCUACCUCACAACCUCUUAAGACGUUGCCCUUCAUAACACUUCCAUUUCUGCCAGUCAGAGAUCUAUACCAUUGUGCUUACCUGAUCUGCAGACCUCACACCUGCAUGUUUUGCCACCCACCUGUGUAUUUUCUUGAUAGUUACUUCACAAAUUCUUAUCUCUGCAGUCCCAAUCACUUAUUUUAAUAGAAAAAAAAUGAUCAAUUCUGUAGUGCCCUUUGUUGAGUAAGAGAGGAUAUAAGUAUAGGUCUCUUUUUGCUUGUGUUUUCUCAGCUCUAGCCAUAUUUCAUUUAUUCAUUGUAAAAGCCUUGAGUUUUGCCACAGAAAACCUGGUAAAAGAAUUGUCAGUUUCAAUGGCCUUAAGUAUGUAACAAGGGAGUUGUCUUGCAUUGAUGUUUGGAAGCUCUCGAGUGUUGGUUAUUGAUCACAGAGAACUGAUAAGCUUGCCUAUAUUGGGGCUUGGGGGAGACAAAAAACCAAUUGUGUUUUUGAUGGAUGCAUAUAUCUUAUUGGCAUUUGGGAGCUCUUUAGAGGGCUGCCUACUUUAGAAGAUUAAUUGCCCAAAAUGUUUGGAUAGAUUAUGCAGCCCUCUGUUACCAGGUUAUCUUGAAUGAAGAGAAAAGAGUAAAAAAAUAAAGUUAGAAGUUCAGAGUUGUUGCCAGAUGUUAAAUUCCAGAUUAUCCUCUGAGCCUCUUCCUAUCCAAAUACUUUUCUGAGUAUUUUUUCAGAGAAUUCUGCAAUCUAUGUAAUUUAUUCUGAAAGAUUUUUUUUUUUUUUAAGUUUGGAAGAAGGCCCCAAUAGCCAUUGGUUUUUGUGGUGAUAUUGCUUAAUCGGCUUUUUCUUCAGCCCAACAAAGUACAUACCUCAGUUUAGCUGGGAGGAGGUGCAGGGCUGAAGAGCAGUGGGUGGAGUAAGAUAGCCAUGUCUUCCUCCCCUCCCUCCACAUCACCACAUCGCGGGGUGCAGUGCAGUCCCAGGGAGAAUGGGAUCUGGAAUUCAGGUGAGGUGCUUGCCGAGUGCUUAGUCCUUGGCCGUUAACAAGGACAGUGUUGGGGUUUAGGAAAGAGCUUCAUAGCCCCCUUUGACAUCACUUUCUGGGCUAAAACAGCCACAGGAGUUACAUUUCCAUCAGAUCAUCAUAUGUCCUCAGUCUCGGCAACAGAAACCAUGCCAGAGGAGAGAUUAACUAGGUAACUGACAAACACCGAAGCACUCACUGUGUCCCAGGCACUAUCGCCAAGAUACUGGUGAGCUCCGGUGCCUUGAUAAGGGAAGUGUGGUAUGAUAAGGUAACCAUGUUGCAGUAGCUUUUUGCCUUUUUCACUUGGUAUUGAGUUGAUCAACACUAGCUUUCUUGGUCUGCUCCACCUUUCCCUGUGAUGGUGUUGGACAGUGAAAGAAAAAGUAGGAUUUCCUGUCUACAACUGCUGUAUGUGUAUAAGAAUGAACUGAACUUUAGAAGCAAAGCUUUUCAGUCUACCCAUGAUCUUAGCUUAUGAACAUGCAGUUCUGUCAGCCCCUGGCUGUUGCUCUGCCCUCAGAGGUACACCAGAUAGGAAGCAGUUCUUUUUGGAAGCCCCAGAGCAAGACAGUUGCCAUCCAGUGAGUUUGCGUUAGUAUUUGCUUUGCCUUCUAUCUAGCUUUAGUCCUAGUUGUCUCCAGUUUGGAGUGCCUAAGAAGGCUGGUUGGGGGACUGGACUUGGGGAAGGAACGCUCCUCACGAUUAGCUGAGUCCUAUGUGACCCUUAGCCCAGACUUGACACCAGACUGAGCUUGUCACUCAGCCUGACUCACCAGCUCCAGAGCUCCUGCCACAGCUUCACUGCAUUUCAGCUUCACCUUGGGAGGCCACCUUCUCCUAUAGAUUGUGGAAAGCCAUGGGGCUUUCUUUAUUCCCCUUCCCUUUUUCAAGUGCAGUAGUGAAAUCUCUUGCCUGCCCCUACAAUGAAUAGUAACCUUCCCACCUGCUACCAUGGAGCCGAGCAUUUGGGGUCUUUGUUUUUAACAAUAUGUCAGUUGGAACAACCUGUUGCACUAGUUUUUUGAAAAACAAAAUACAUUGGAGUGUUGAAUUUUUUAACAGAAUCUCUUUGUGUUUGAGUGUCAUUAGUUCUAGAAGCAUUCUCUUGUUGUCAUGAUCCUGUUUUGAAUGCUCUUGAGUUUAGAAAGGACAAAAGUGCUAAAAUUUGCCUGAGAUGGAAUAAAUAUCUCAUGAGGAGUGAAAGAACCUGAGGAAGAUACAUGAUCCAAAAGGGGACUAAUGCACAGGAGCCUUCUCAGUAGCCCAAAGGUUCAGGGAUGCAGGAAGAUCUAUAUUCUUGGCCUCCACUCUUUAAACAUAUAUGGAAAGACCACUUCUGUAGGCAACACAUGCAUACCCACACAAAACACACAGUUUCUAAGGCUUCCUUUUUCUGAAUGUUAAUCCAGUUUAGAGAACAGCAGUUUCCAGCUUUCCUGGGUUUUUUAGAUCUUAUGCUCACAUUUGUUAUGCUUUAUAACAGUGGUUCUUUCCUCUUUAGAAUGUACCAUAUGUGUUAUAUGUAUAUAUAAGUUAAAGUGACUUGAAAUUGAUUUGGUUUGACAUUGUGUCAAGAACCUAGGUAUCAUUAUUGAUACCAUGGGGAGUCGUAGAAGGAAAGUUGAGUAUUACUGAUCUGAGAGUAGAAUCCAGAAAGAAGUAGCUAUGGUUCCUGAUCAGUUUAUCCUCAGGUGUUUGAGUUACCAACCCCAGUAAGACUUGGCCAGUGCAAAGAGCCACUCAAGUAAAGCAAAAUGGCAGUUUUUGCCCCUAAUUCAGCAUUUUAAUUUCCUACUCAGUUCUUAUUUUUCAUUCAAAUGCCCUGACUUUUCCCUAGGAAAUUUUUUAGUUUGGGACUUAAAAGCAGAUUUCUUCUACGUUGCUAUAGUGAGAUUUCCACAGAAGCUGUGUUUUAGGGGUCUCUGUCAUCUGUGUGGAGGUACAAAUAGUUAUGUAUAAAUAUCAUAUUUAUGUCAUUUCUAAACUCCCAAGAGAAAAAUUUCCACUCCCAGUUCACCAAAAGGUUAAAUACUAAUUGACUCAAUGACCAUUAUCCUGCAGAAAAGCUGAAGUAAAUAGUAAAGGUUAAAUUUUGAGUGGUGCUUAGACAUUUCAUAGUUACAUUAAAGUUAACUCAAGCAGACAGCAGCACAUUAACCUGAAUCAUACCUAUGAGGAAUUUACCUUCUGAAUUUGAUUUUCAUCUCCAGGGCCUUAAUAAGAGUGUGUUAAUACACGUGACUGUUUUACAAUGGUAGUACUAAAUAAUUUAUUUUUUAUUUCAAGAAAGAGAAGUACACCUUAGAAAAACAAAACCCAAUUUUAUUUUAUUUUUAAAGCCAUAUUUUUGUGCUAGUAGCACUUAGAUUGUUCCAUAUGUGAGAUUCAUAUCUGCAUUUCAUUACCUGGGCUUGUUCUAAAGAAGAUUUAUUUUUGUUCUGUGAAUAAUUUUUGAUGCUUCUUGUACAUGUACAGAUAUAGAUAUGUUUGAGGUCUUUUAUUGAUAUUCCUACAAAGAAUACAAAUAAACUUUAACUUUAAACAUUUCAGA